CAUAUCAUUGACUACCGGAAACCGUCAAGUCCUUUUCCCCGCAGACUCCAACAUGGCCAGAGGACCGAAGAAGCACCUGAAGCGCGUCGCGGCGCCAAAGCAUUGGAUGCUGGACAAGCUCACCGGAGUGUUCGCUCCUCGUCCUUCCACCGGUCCCCACAAGCUGAGGGAGUGCCUGCCCCUCAUCAUCUUCCUGAGGAACCGUCUGAAGUACGCCCUGACAGGAGACGAGGUGAAGAAGAUCUGCAUGCAGAGGUUCAUCAAGAUCGACGGCAAAGUCCGCACCGAUAUCACCUACCCUGCUGGAUUCAUGGAUGUGAUCAGCAUCGAGAAGACUGGAGAGUAUUUCCGUCUGAUCUAUGAUGUGAAAGGACGUUUCACCGUCCACCGCAUCACUGCCGAGGAGGCCAAGUACAAGCUGUGUAAGGUGAAGAAGCUCCUUGUCGGCACCAAAGGAAUCCCUGCCCUGGUGACCCAUGACGCUCGCACCAUCCGCUACCCCGACCCCCUCAUCAAGGUCAACGACACCGUCCGCAUCGACCUGGAGACCGGCAAAAUCACAGAGUUCAUCAAGUUUGACACCGGAAACCUGUGCAUGGUGACCGGAGGUGCUAACUUGGGUCGUAUCGGCAUGAUCACCAACAGAGAGCGUCAUCCCGGAUCCUUCGACGUGGUCCACGUCAAGGACAGCACAGGAAACAACUUCGCCACCAGGCUCUCCAACAUCUUUGUCAUCGGCAAGGGCAACAAGCCGUGGGUGUCCCUGCCCAGAGGAAAGGGAAUCCGUCUGACCAUCGCCGAGGAGAGAGACAAGAGGCUCGCCGCCAAACAGGGCAGCAGCUAAAGCAGCUGAGAGAAAACACAGGAACUGAGUUUCAAAUAAACUGUUAUUUACAAAAACAAA
Molecule: messenger RNA, 904 nt
Organism: Solea solea (common sole)
Lineage: Eukaryota; Metazoa; Chordata; Actinopteri; Pleuronectiformes; Soleidae
Gene: rps4x
Product: ribosomal protein S4 X-linked
Exons: 7
Coding region: 53-844 (263 amino acids)
Biological process (GO): translation
Cellular component (GO): ribosome; cytosolic small ribosomal subunit
Molecular function (GO): structural constituent of ribosome; RNA binding
Source: RefSeq, a predicted model, not a curated record